This is a messenger RNA of Penicillium brevicompactum, 3750 nucleotides long. RefSeq lists its product as uncharacterized. The record is from RefSeq and is a predicted model, not a curated record. The transcript has 5 exons. Lineage: Eukaryota; Fungi; Ascomycota; Eurotiomycetes; Eurotiales; Aspergillaceae. The coding region runs from base 1 to 3750 and encodes 1249 amino acids.
AUGGGCUGCAAUAGCUCCAAGGAAAUUGCAAAGGCGAAGGACCCGCCCACAGGUCCUCGUCUUGUCCAGGUUCCCCAAUUCGACCAGGAAAUCGAGACGGUGGACACAAUCACAUCCGAGCCUCCCAAGAAAACUGCGAAGGCAAAACACCCACCCACAGGUUUUCGCGUUGUCCAGAUUCACCCAGACCCUGUCGUCUCCAAGACCGAGACGGAUAUAGAUAUCAUCGCGAUUCAUGGCCUGGACACGAAAAGUGACGGCAAACCCCCAUCGAAUUGGCUAAAAGACAAAGCCAUGCUCCCAAGUAAAGUUGGAAAAGCUCGUAUAUUCACAUGCGACUGGCCGGCUGAGAUGUUUGAGUCAACCAAAAUGGCCAGAAAGAGAAUUCAAGAGCUCGCUCGACGUCUCAUCGAUGCUAUUAAACGACGAGACCCGCCGAACAACGAAAAUAGACCUAUACUUUUCAUUGCGUCUUGCCUCGGCGGCAUCAUUCUUGUGAAAGCCUUGCUCGACACAAUUGACAAUGAUCCUAUCAGGUCAUCCACACGCGGUGUUAUAUUUCUUGCUACGCCGUUUUGGGGUACAGCAUUCGAUGACAUAGCCCAUUGGGCACGAUGUGCUCUUGAAGUCAGUGCUCGGUGUGGUCGUAAAAGACUCACCUCACAGGAUGAACUUAUCGCGGGACCGACAUUCGACAUGAGUGAAACUGUCCAUUCAUUCAGCAGACUUCAGAAAAAAGAGAAGUACUAUGUCUUCACUUUCUACGAGAAAGGCCUCUCAAAUAUCUACCGCAAGGCUAUCCCCAGUCUACCAAGUGGAUUUUCGGGAAGCAAAGUACUUGUGGAUAAACCUUCUGGAACGCUUCCGACAGAAGAGCAUCCAAUAGGACUUGAUCGAAAACAUGGGCUGAUGAACAAGUUCAAGGGUCCCGAGGAUGAAGACUAUCAGACAGUUGCCGGCAAAGUUGAGAAAUAUCUCGAAUUGAUUCGCGAGGGGACUCCAUUCCAAAGAAUGGACAAGGAAUUAAAAAAGUAUUAUUUGUCUCUUAACAGACUCCUCAUUGACCGUCUUUUUGGUCAUAUGUUGAAGAUGGAUAACAAGCCCAAGGCCAUUCUAUCAUUCCUUACGAAGCACCAAUUGAUGCAAAGUCUUAUACGGAUCCCAAUUCUUCUCGAUGCCCUCUGUUGGACUUGGGAUGAAUUUGACUUUCGGAAGGCGCCGCCUCAAACAAUGACUGCAAUCUACAACACUAUCGCAUCUAAACUUCUGAAGAAGGAUCGGGAGACAUUCUCCGGUAUGCCUCCAAUUUCUAUGCCUUCAACUUCCUCAAAAGGAUAUCUCACCCUUGAAGAUGCCUCUUCUUUUCUAGAAGAGUUUGCCUUUACUGGAAUGUAUAGCAAUGUCAUUAAUUUUGACUACAAUCAUCGCAGAACCAUUUUGGGGCACAUUCAAGGCGUCGAAAGCUCAAGUCCAUACAUCAGGACUGAGGUCUUUCAUGAAGUGCUAAGCAAGCUAUUAUUUUUAAGGAGCUCCGAUCUCUCCUCUACAGUCUUUCGGAGGGAAGACCAAAGGAGCUACCACUUCCUUCAUUUAACAUUUCAAGAGUACUUUGCCGCGCGAUACUUUGUGCGCAAAUGGAAAGCCAACGAAGACCUAAAAUUCGUCGACCUAACAAGCGGGGAGGAACAAUGCAUGAAACCAUCUGUGUUCCUAGGGAACAAGAAAUACAGUGCUCGCUAUGAUGUGGUAUGGCGCUUUGUUGCCGGACUACUUGACUCGGGCAGGGGACCAAAAGAACCAGAGAGAUUCUUCAGGAUCCUGGAUCAAAAACCACUUGAUCUCUUGGGUAUUGCCCACCAGCGACUUUUCAUGAAUUGUUUGAGCGAGACCCAGUCUAAAUUUUCACUUCGUAGCGACAUUGAAGGCCAUUUGUCUAAAUGGCUAGCAUUCCAAUGCGAAGUGAUUCUAGAACAGGGUCAAAGGUCACUGAGGGAGUCAGUAAUAACCUUGGCGACCGAGAUUGAAUUUCCCGAGAACUCUCUACUCGAUCUCCUUGAAGGGACUGAUGAGGAGGUCAUGAUGGUAGUCUUCUUUUCGAUGAAAAAACGUCGUCAGAUCCAACCACAAAUCAUGAAGAUUGCGCUUUCACUUCUUCAAAUCACGGAAUCCAAUGAUGUGGCAAUGUCCAUAUUUGCGCUUUUCAGACAAGAAAGGGAGAACUUAUCAGAAGAGCAUCUCGAUCUUUUGGCCUCGUAUCUCGAGAAAAAAGCACAUGGAGAUAUAAUAAAUUCUGCCGCUGACACCAUGCGGGCAUUCGCCUUACCAGAAAGAAUUUGCAGAAGAAUUAUAGCAAAGCGGAGUUACAAAACCUUUCAAGCCUAUGGCGGAGUCGCUCUAAGGGACCAGAAAUUGUCAAAAGAAAUCUUGACUGACCUUAUCGCAAGUCUUGAAAGCGAGAAAAAGAAUAUCAGAAGGAUUGCUAGCGACGUUUUGAGCCAGCAAUCUGACUUGCUCCCUGAACAGAUCACUUCAAUCACGGAAAAGAUUAAGUUUUGCAAAGACGACAUCAAACUUUGUUCCAUAAAGGCUCUAGGUGGGCAGUCACAUUCGCUGGAAACGUUCACUGGAUUAUUGUGGACUGAAGCCAGCGAAAGCUCUACGAGAUUUACAAUGGCUGCAUCUGAAGUUUUAUGCCGGCUUUCAAAAUUUUCAGAAGAUUUGCUCGAUCGGAUCAUUAUAGAUCUUUUGCCUAACCGCUACCUUUGGGCCAAAAUCAAAGCCUGCUGUUGCAACAGGCCAGGGUUAUCCAAAAAAGUCCUGAACGCCCUAGGAACACAUCUAGAGUCCCCAGACUAUGGGCUAAGAUGCACAGCUCUUGAAAUUCUAGCUAAGCAAGCUGACCUGUCAGUUUCAAUACUGGACAGAAUAGUGGGGCUGCUUGAGGAUGACAGCAAGAAGAUUGAGGAUGACAGCAAGAAGAUUGAGGAUGACAAAAUUAUGUCCAAUUCACCAAAGGAAGUCCUUGUCCGGAUUGCGAGUUGUAUUGAGAAUCAAGAUUCUUCCAUCAGAAGGGCCGCCAUCUGCGCUCUGAGCAGCCAGUCAUACUUGUUGCAUCUGCCAAAAAUCCUUGAAAGAGUUAUCAAAUACAUUGGGGAUUCAAAUGCAGAAGUUAGAGAAGCCGCGAUCAAAGCAGUCAGCGUUGUUCGCCAGCCGAUGUUAAAAACAACCUUUGACAAAAUAGCUGCUCGAAUCAAUGACCCCGACGAGAUGGUCAGGCUAGCUGUUGUUGGGGUCCUCGGGCAACAGAAAAGUUUAUCCAAUGGAAUUCUGCGUUCGCUGGUAGACUUGAUGAACAAUCCGGACAGCAACGUCAGAUGGGCUACCCUCAAAACUCUUGCCGACCAGGAAACUUGGCCUAAGGCGAUUCGUGACAAGUUAGCGUUACAAGUCCAUUGCCCCCAGGCAUUCAGAGGUGUGUCAUUCGACUGGAUGUUCAACAAGCUUGUGGAGCGGGAAGAGUUCCAUUAUAAUUUCCUUCUCGGUGGCUUGUCAAAACAAAAUUUGCGGCUUCUGCUACUGCGAACCUCCAGAACGCACCUUGCAUGGUAUAUUGAGAAUGGCAUGUCUCAUGUUGAGAUAGGCCAAAGUUCCAAAAAACCAGUCCUCUGUGUUGGAUCCGAUAUAGAGGCGGGGAUGAUGUCAGCUCGGGAAGACGCAGGGAUUCCGCCUGUGGCGGUAUUAGACUCUUGA